AGAUAGUGGGCUUUUUUCUCCAGCUGACAGAUGGUGAUACUGAGGCUUUCCUGGCACCAACAGUGUUUUGUAAGGAGUUAAUUUUUAGAGAGGAUAAGAGGCAGAAGGGCCAAAAUGUUUAAUUUGGAACAGCUACAGCUCUGACUUGCCAGUCGGGUUCAUACAGCUGAACACAGGAAAUCUCUUGAAUCAGCCACUGAUACUAGCUGUUAUCCCUACUGUGAAGAGCGGAACUUCACGGGGACUGUUCAGCUGUGAUCAUUAGGACUACAUACUGGGCUGACUCAUGGAAAAGAAGAUUGUGGCAAACAGUUAAAGAUUCUACCCAGGAACAGUCUCAAUAGCAUUUAGGCUGUGACAACCCCAAAGGAAUUUCCCUGCUGAACUUGUUCUGCAGUGAAUUGAUAACUCUGGCUGAAUUGUGAACUCUGGCAUGCUGGAGCCAAACUGCCACCAAGCAGAGUGGAAACCUGGAGAGUCUCACAGCUCCCUAUGGCAGAACCUGGCUGACUCACUGGAAGUGAUGCGUUCACUCUUGGGUGACGAGAGGGUCCUUUGUGCAGCUCCACGGCCUGUUUAUCCAUGGAGUUUUAUCUCCAGAGGAACCCACUCACCUGCCAUUCCUGUUGGAGAAUCUGUCUAUGACCUCCUCCCAAAGGAGUUGCAGUUACCGCCUUCCAGAGAAACAUCUGUAGCAUCCAUGAGCCAAACAAGUGGUGGUGAGGCAGGUUCGCCUCCUCCAGCUGUAGUUGCUGCUGAUGCUUCUUCAGCUCCCUCUUCCUCCAUGGGCGGUGCUUGCAGCUCCUUUACCACCUCUUCUAGUCCUACCAUUUACUCUACCUCAGUCACCGACAGCAAGGCUAUGCAAGUGGAGAGCUGCUCCUCAGCCGUGGGGGUAAGUAACCGAGGGGUAAGUGAAAAGCAGUUAACCAGUAAUACAGUCCAGCAGCAACAGUCAAUGCCGAAGAGACAUACAGUCCUGUACAUCUCACCACCACCUGAGGAUUUGCUGGAUAACAGUCAGAUGUCCUGCCAAGAUGAAGGGUGUGGAUUGGAAUCAGAGCAGAGCUGCAUUAUGUGGAUGGAGGAUUCCCCCUCCAACUUCAGUAACAUGAGCACCAGUUCCUACAAUGAUAACACUGAGGUGCCACGUAAAUCACGCAAACGAAAUCCAAAGCAGAGGCCAGGGAUCAAACGUCGAGAUUGUGAGGAUCCAGCAUGGAUAUAUUGAUGCCGACAGUGCCAAGCGCCUCACUAUGUCCUUUCUCAGCUCAGCACGGACAGCAAAGGCAACUCAAAAGCAGGAAAUGGAGCAUCAGAAAACCAGAAAGGAGCCGGAGGGAAGAAGAGCCCGUAUGUUGUCCGGUCAGUAUCCUACUAAAGUGAAGGCAAGGAGCUGAAGAGUGUACAGCCAGAAACCCAGCACAGAGCUCGGUACUUGACUGAGGGCAGCCGAGGCUCAGUGAAAGACCGGACACAACAAGGUUUUCCAACUGUAAAGCUGGAAGGUCACAAUGAGCCAGUGGUUCUGCAAGUGUUUGUGGGUAAUGACUCUGGUCGAGUGAAGCCACAUGGGUUCUACCAGGCCUGCAGAGUAACUGGGCGAAACACUACUCCCUGCAAAGAGGUGGUAGAGGGUACUACAGUUAUAGAGGUUGGCCUUGACCCUAGCAACAACAUGACGCUUGCGGUUGAUUGUGUAGGAAUACUGAAGUUGAGAAAUGCAGACGUUGAAGCUCGAAUAGGGAUUGCUGGUUCCAAGAAAAAAAGCACCCGUGCCAGAUUGGUGUUUCGUGUAAACAUCACUCAGAAAGAUGGCUCAACUUUAACGCUCCAGACACCCUCCUCUCCAAUUUUAUGCACUCAACCAGCUGGCGUGCCAGAGAUCCUCAAGAAAAGUCUGCACAGCUGUUCAGUAAAGGGGGAAGAGGAAGUCUUUCUGAUUGGCAAGAACUUUCUUAAGGGAACAAAAGUGAUCUUCCAAGAGAAUAUUUCUGAUGAAAACUCUUGGAAAGCAGAAGCUGAAAUAGACAUGGAAUUAUUUCAUCAGAAUCAUCUUAUUGUGAAGGUGCCACCAUACCAUGACCAGAAAAUAACCUCAUCUGUUUCUGUGGGGAUAUAUGUGGUGACUAAUGCUGGAAGAUCACAUGAUGUGCAGUCAUUUACAUACACUCCAGAUACAUCUGGUACUCUGAAUGUUAAUGUGAAGAAAGAAAUCUCCAGCCCAGCACAGCCUUGUUCUUUUGAAGAGGCUAUAAAAGCAGUAGGCGCCACUGGCUGUAACCUGGAUAAAGUAAAUAUUCUCCCUAGUGCCUUGAUAACUCCACUUAUGCCGACCAGUGUGAUUAAGAAUGAAGAUGUGGCUCCAAUGGAAGUUACAGCCGAAAAAAGAUCUCCCACGAUUUUCAAGGCUACAAAGGUGGUUGGACCAACUCAACAAACAUUAGAAAAUAUGUCCAGCAUAUCAGGAAAUGGAAUCUUUUCAACUGCUGCUUCUCAUUUACCUUCUGAGUGUGAAAAACAGCAGCAGAUACAGCCUAAAGUGUAUAAUCCAGAGACUCUGACUACUAUCCAAACGCAGGACAUUUCACAGCCUGGUAGCUGUCCAGCUGUCUCUGCUCCCAGCCAACUGCAGAAUAGUGAUGCACUAUUGCAACAAGCGGCACAGUUCCAAACUAGAGAGUCCCAAUCCAGAGAGGUGUUACAAUCAGACAGCACUGUAGUUACUUUGUCACAGUUAACUGAGGCUUCGCAGCAACAACAGUCAACAUUAUCAGAACCAGCACAGACACUACAGCAACAAAUUUCAUCAAGUAUUUUCUCACCAGCAAACAGUGUGAGUCAGUUACAGAACACUAUACAACAACUGCAAGCUGGCAAUUUUCCAGCCAGCACUGCCAGUGGAAGCAGUGGAGAUGUUGAUUUGGUCCAGCAAGUCCUGGAAGCUGAACAGCAGUUAUCUUCUGUUUUGUUUUCUGGGUCAGACAGUAGUGAGGAUGUUCAAGAGCAGCUCAGUGCAGACAUUUUUCAGCAAGUUGGUCAAAUCCAAACCCGUGUAACUCCUGGGAUAUUUUCCUCAUCAGAGACAGCAGUCCAUUCCAGGCAAGAGAAUCUUUUGUCUGGAAGAGCUGAAAAUGUACAUCCACAGCCUGAGAACUCAUUGACCAAUCAGCAGCAGCAGCAGCAGGCAAUGGAGACUUCUGCAGCAAUGGUGAUUGGAAUGCAGCAAAGUAUGUGCCAGGCUGCAACACAGAUGCAGUCGGAUCUGUUCUCCUCAGCAGCUUCGGGAAAUGGAAACCUCCAGCAGUCCCCUGUUUACCAGCAAGCUUCCCACUUGCUAAGUGGGCUAUCAACAAGCGAAGACAUGCAGAUGCAAUGUGAGUUAUUCUCUUCAUCUUCUGGUGUUUCAGGAAAUGAAACUACUACUGCUCAGCAGCAAGUCUCGACAAAUGGCUCUACCAUGUUUCAGACAUCGAGUUCUGCAGAUGGAAAAGAAGCUUCUGGACAGAAUAAACAGAUGCAAAACAAUGUGUUUCAGACCAUGGUUCAGAUGCAACACAGUGGGGAAAGUCAGCCUCAAGUUAACCUUUUUUCAUCUACGGAAAACAUGAUGGCCGUUCAGGCAGGUGGAACUCAACAGCAGGGAGCUGGACUGUUCCAGCAAGGUGGGGAAAUUAUGUCUCUUCAGUCAGGGAGUUUCAUGCAGCAGUCCCCACAUUCACAGGCUCAACUUUUUCACUCUCAGAAUCCCAUUGGUGAUGCUCAAAAUAUAUCCCAGGAAAGACAAGGGUCUAUUUUUCAUAGUCCAAAUUCCAUUGUCCACAAUCAGACCACUUCUUCUUCUUCGGACCAAUUGCAGCCUCCAAUGUUCCACUCCCAGAACACAAUGGGUGUAUUGCAGAGCUCUUCUGUACCUCAAGACCAGCAAUCAGCCAAUAUGUUCCUUUCCCAGAAUUCAAUGAACAAUCCUGUAACUCAAGAAGAACAGAUGUCAUUCUUUACAACACAGAAUUCCAUUUCUCCACUUCAGACAGCCACAAACACUGAGCAACCUUCUUUCCAGCAGCAGGCACAGAUACCCCACAUUCAGAACCCUAUGAUUCCCCAGGAUCAACCCCAAGCUCAGCCCACUCAGCAGGUGUUUCAGCCACAAGUAUCAUUAGGCUCCCUCCAAUCUAGUACAAUGCCCCAGAACCAACAAGGGGCUAUCUUCCAGUCUCAACAUUCAAUGGUUGCUAUUCAAAGUAGCCCUCCAUCCCAAGAACAGCAGCAAAAGCAACACAAAACCCAUCCCAAAAAAAAAAAAUCAAAAAAAAAAAAAACAGCAGACAUGAUGUUCAGUACUCAGAAUACGAGUACAGUUGCUUCUCAGAAACACUUUGAUUUCAACCCAAAUCAAAAUCCAAUCACUAAUCAGGAGCAGCAGAAUCAAUCUCUUCAUGCACAAUCCAAUAUGGCGCCAAUGAAUCAAGAUCAACAGCCCAUGCAGUUCCAGAGUCAAACAACAGUGACUCCACUUCAGAAUCCUGGGUCCAGCCAGCCAGAGACACAGCAGCCCACCAUGUCAAACUCACCCCAGAUUCAGUUGGUUCAAGGAUCACCAGGUUCUCAAGAGCAGCAAGUCACCCUCUUCAUCUCUUCAGCUUCCAUGUCUGCCUUGCAGAAUAGCAUGAGCCAGCAAGAGCUGCAGCAGUCUCCCAUCUAUUCUCAGAACAAUAUGACAGGUAUUCAAGGAGCUGCUUCUCCUGCACACAACUCUUCUUUGUUUCACAAUACAACCGGAAGUGCUAUCAACCAGCUGCAGAAUUCUCCUGCUUCAUCUCAACAGACUUCAGGAAUAUUCCUAUUUGGGAUUCAAAAUAACUGUGGCCAGCUCUUAACCUCUGGACCAUCUGCAUUGCCAGAUCAGCUGAUGGCUAUAAGUCAGCCAGGUCAGCCACAGAGUGAGGGGCAACCUGCAGUGACAACACUUCUGUCCCAGCAGAUAUCUGAGAAUUCUCCACUACCUUCAUCUAUGACAACUAAUCAGUGUAUAGAGAAAAUAGAUGACUUGCUUGUGUCAUUACAAAACCAGGGGAACAACAUGGCUGGCUCAUUUUAAUUGGCCAAAAAUUCUGUGAAGGAAAAGAUGAUUUCCAAGAUCCCCUCAGACCUUGUGGCUCUGGAUUAGGGUUUAUGGAGCUGAACUGUUCUGUUAAAGAAUGGCCUAUACCCAAGCAAAUGUGUAGACUUCACUCCUUUUCUAAAGAGCACAUAUGCUGCCUACUGCAGUGUCUAGCAAUUGAGGCUAUAAUGAUAGCAUUUGAGACUCCUGAAGCCAAUAAUGGCUGAAAAGCUGUGCUUUGUGUUACAGGGGGUGGAACUGAACGGUUACCACAUUCCUAGGCCCCAUUAGUCAAUGGGCUGCUAUUUUAAUUCAAAGCAUGACUGCUCAGCUAUUAUUGUUAGAAAAUAACACAUUAUCAUGUUUACUUUUUCUUUUCUUCCCUUUCUCCUUCACAACCCCUCUGUCGAGUUGGAAAGCUUGUGAAGCAGUACCAUCGUGUGCCCUAGCUUGCGCUGUGAUUCGUGGCAUAGCUGUCAGUAGAGCUAAAGGACCAUUGCAGGGAUGUGUUAAUCACAGCUGCUGCUGCUGCUGGUGGUGGUGGUGAUGUAUAUAAUAUACAACCAGAAAAUCUGCUACAAUUCUAGGAGCAGCCAGAGAGAUGCGGGUGCUUCCCAUCUGAGGGUGUGAUUAACAGCUGUCUGUCUGUACUGAUGGUUUUAGAUAUAAACGGCAAAGAGUAAGAAUUAGGUGGCUCUGUCCAAAUGAAGGGAAAAGUCACAGUAAAUUGUGUUCUAAAAUCCUACCUUCUAAAAUAACUUCAACUGAAGAGAGCCAUCUGCCUAGCUGAGCAAACAGCUUAAUGCCUCUCACUGUUUUGGCAUAGAUUAGAACUUGAACAUUAUUCCUUCUCAUGCCAGGCUGCCCUCUUUCAUUCUUCCCAUGCUCUUCCCGCCCUCCUCCUAAUUGUAUAUAGUUGGUUUCCUAAGCAAAUACAAAGAUGCUACUGGUUUUAGAAACUGAAGUAACUCUUAGGUGUCCAAGGCACCUCUCACUGUGGUAUCAAAAUGCCAAGCCAGUGGCUGCAUCUAUGGGUAUGGCUACACUUGCAGCUGUACAGCGCUGGGAGUUACAGCUGUCUUCGUACAGCUGUGUAGGGACAU
Gopherus evgoodei (Goodes thornscrub tortoise) is the source of this 6207-nucleotide messenger RNA. RefSeq names its product nuclear factor of activated T cells 5 (gene NFAT5). Gene Ontology annotation, cellular component: transcription regulator complex. Gene Ontology annotation, molecular function: DNA-binding transcription factor activity, RNA polymerase II-specific; RNA polymerase II cis-regulatory region sequence-specific DNA binding; transcription factor binding. The record is from RefSeq and is a predicted model, not a curated record. NCBI's taxonomy places the organism in Eukaryota, Metazoa, Chordata, Testudines, Testudinidae. Gene Ontology annotation, biological process: calcineurin-NFAT signaling cascade; regulation of transcription by RNA polymerase II; cytokine production.